AUGUCUUCUGAUGAUGAGAUCGUCAACAUUCUCUCGCUGGACGGCGGGGGCGUUCGUGCCUUGUCAGAAGUCAUGAUGCUUGAUAGGAUCAUGAAAAGGAUCAAAGAGAAACAGGGUCUCGCGGAGAUUCCGAAACCAUGCGAUUACUUUCACUUGAUUGGUGGUAUCGGCACUGGAGGAAUCGCUGCGAUCCUAUUCGGAAGGCUACGCAUGACGACUACCGAGGCUCUCACAGGGUAUGAGAACAUUGCCAGUGAGAUCUUCAGUACCCGAAAGAGAAGACUCGAGUUCUCCGUCGACUUUAGAGAGGAAAAGGUCGAGAAAGGGAUGAAGAACAUUAUGAAAGGCCGCAACGAUGGCACCCAAAUGAGAGACGAGAAAGGUGACCGCUCUAUCGGAAAGUCGUUUGUGGUUGCUCGACGAUCAGAUGGCUCAUUGCGACGAAUCCGUGCCUAUCGUCACAAGCAGAAUCAACUGGACUUCACCAUCUAUGAAGCCGCAAGGGCAACUGCAGCGAGCAUAGAGUCCGCCGGGGACCGGUAUUUUUCGGACGAUACCAAAGACUACAAGAACCCAAUAAGAGAAGUGCUAGAGGAGGCAACGGAAGUCCUGGAGAACACAGCGAAAGUUGGUUGCGUUUUGAGUCUUGGGGCCGGCACCAAAGACAUACACCACCGCGAUGAACCGACAAAAGAUGGCAAGAAACGACACACCGAAAAGACGAAUAACGAAAUGAAAAGGCGCUUCGCUAACGUGCCAAACACGUACUUUCGGCUGAAUGUCUAUGACAUGGCCGACAAAGUCGAAGCUAAUAAAUCCCACGAGAUUCCCGCGGUGAAGAGCGAAACAGAGCGGUGGCUAGGCACAAGUGCCAUUAGAGGUGUAAUCGACCGAAUCGCCGACGUCCUUAUCAAAGGGACCACAUCAGGCGUGACUGUCGACAAACUCACGCUGGACGAAAUAAACCCCAAGCCGAAGCAGGAAGAAGAAAAAACCGUCGAAUCUCCCCCAGCACAUCCAGUGUCCUAUGCCAACACAAACUCAAAUCAACUCAUUGAUUACAACAACAACGACAUGGACCCCAACGACCCCACCUACCGCGCAGAACAAGCCGCUCUCUGGGCUCAAUACUCCGAAUACGCCUCCGCCCUCGGCCCUUCCUCGCCCGAAUCCCUCGACCUCCUCCACCGCAUCUUCAAACACAUGCUCACCCACAAGCACCUCUCCUGCUCGCUCCGCGUCGCCGAAGAAGCCUACAAGCGCAGUCUCGCACGCCACGGCCCCCCCUCUGCGGUCACCGCGCUCACCACCUGCUCACAUCUCGGCGACGUCAUCACGGCGCUGACAUCUCUAGGGGAGUUCGCCCGCGCAUAUGAUCUUCUUGAGGGGCUAGUGGGUAUCUUUGCGAAAGUGUCAGGUCCGGAGCAUAUCAACACAUGGCAGGCGAUGGAGGCGCUCGAGGAGCUAAAAAAAAGAAAGAGAGAGAGAGAGUGGGGGAUGGAGCAAGCCAUGUCGAUUAUGAGGAAGCAUGAGGACUGGGUGAGGGGAAGGCCGGAAGCGGUCCUGCGGGCUGAGGUCGGGGAUGCAAACUAUGAGCAGAGAGAUAGGAAUUAUGUGAAUGCUGUGGUAGCCUACACGGAGAUUCCGGUGGUGGAUGUUUGUAGGGCCAAGGGGGGAUGUAAAGAGAAGGGGUUCAGGGAGGUGGAUGGUAAGUUGGCGAUAGGAAGGACCUCCAAGGAUGUAGAGAUGGAGAUGGGCUUGGUUGAUGAUUUCAGUUAGGAGUAUGGAGGGAGAGGAUUGCUCGUGCACGGCGGAGCUGAGGUAUGUUGAGCAUUUUCGAUGAUAAUAAAUGAUUCAUGAAUGAUACCAACCUAGCCGUUGACUUGUUUAAUUUUC
Messenger RNA from Neurospora tetrasperma FGSC 2508, 1896 nucleotides. RefSeq lists its product as uncharacterized. NCBI's taxonomy places the organism in Eukaryota, Fungi, Ascomycota, Sordariomycetes, Sordariales, Sordariaceae. Gene Ontology annotation, molecular function: protein binding. Gene Ontology annotation, cellular component: membrane. The coding region runs from base 1 to 1779 and encodes 592 amino acids. Gene Ontology annotation, biological process: arachidonate metabolic process. The record is from RefSeq and is a predicted model, not a curated record. The transcript is spliced from 3 exons.